AUGGACACGGCAAAGCUAGAAAGUUUGCUGGUUAGAUUGGAGACUGCGGUCGCCAAGUUGGAAGGGCGCGCCGGAGGAGCUGCUGCCCCCGCUGCUGGUGGUGAUUCUAGCGCUGAUGCUGCUUCAACCAGUCCAUCCUUCCUUGAUUACUCAGCGUGGCUCGACUCCUCCAUCAAGCCCUUUGUCGACGCGUCCACUGCCCUCGGCGACGACAUCGCAAAAAUGGGCGCUCUCGUCCAAAAAGUCUUCGACGCGCAGAAGACCUUCAUCCUCCUCGCCGCAAAACAUUCCAAACCCGCCGACAGUGACCUCCAAAAGAUCCUCGAACCGCAGGUCAAAGCAAUUACUGGCGUAACGGAGUUCCGCGAGGCAUCCCGCCGCUCGAAAUACUUCAACCACUUGUCGGCCGUCUCCGAAGCCAUUCCGGCUGUGUCCUGGAUCUGCGUUUCCCCAACACCUGGCCCUUAUGUCAAGGAAAUGAGCGACGCUGCGAUGUUUUACACGAACCGAGUUCUCAAGGAAUACAGAGAGACAUCGCCCGAGCAUGUUGCGUGGACUAAAUUGCUCUUAGGGGCGCUUAGGGAGCUCCAGGCUUACAUCAAGCAGCACCAUACUACUGGACUGACUUGGAAUCCACAGGGAUCACGGCUAGAGCCAAAGCACAUUAUGCGCCCUGUUCUUUCCCCAAAGCCCAACCGAAAAUCCCCCACCCCUCCUCCUCGGUCUUCAUUGCCUCCCCUCCACCUCCUUCUAGCCCUCCCCCACCCCCUGUCCCCAAUUUUAUCCCUCCUCCACCGCCCAUGGGACCUCCUCCUCCACCACCAGCAUCCGCCAAGCCCGCUCCUCCCACGAGUGAUGAAAAUACGCUCGCGUUAUUCAAUGAAAUCAACUCGAAAGGACUUGGCAUCUCACAGGGGUUCACCUGCGAAGCCAGGCGCUGCCGGAUCCGAAAAGCCAAAAGUGGCGCCUAAACCUCGCGCAGCAGCUGGAGGUGCUCCGCCACCACCACCUCCAUCAGCGCCCGGAGGACCUCCACCACCUCCACCACCAGCAGAGGGUCUCCCAGCGGCCUCUGCUGGCGGCAACGAGGAAAUCGACAGAUCGGCACUCUUCGCCGCGCUCAAUAAGGGAUCUGAUAUUACUGCAGGCUUGAAAAAAGUAACGAGUGAUAUGCAAACACACAAGAACACUGCCCUGAGGAAAACCAGCCAGGUCAACUCAUCUGCAAAGCCCUACAGCGCGCCUAAGCCAAAAAGCGUCGUCAAAACUGAAGUUGUCAAGGAUCCCGUCUUCGAGCUCGACAGCAAGAAAUGGAUGAUCGAGUAUCAACGAGGAAACAAAGGUCUCACAAUCGAUGGAAACAUGAAACAAACUGUCUAUGUCUUCAAAUGCCAGGACUCAACAAUUACUGUCAAUGGAAAGGUGAAUAGCAUCAUCCUUGACACCUGCAAAAAGUGCGCACUUGUCUUCAACGAUUCCGUCGCCGGUAUCGAAGUUAUCAACAGUCAGCGAAUCCAGGCGCAAGUCACUGGAAAAUGCCCAAUCAUUAAUGUCGAUAAGACUGAUGGCUUCCAAAUGUAUCUGAGCAAGGAAUCGAUCGACUGUGAAAUCAUUACUGCUAAAGUUUCUGAGAUCAACAUCAUGAUCCCCGAAGGAGACGACUACACCGAGAAAGCCGUUGUCGAGCAGUUCAAGACCGUCUGGGAUCCCGUCAAGAAGCAAAUGGUCACGACACCCGUCGAAAUCUGCGGAUAA
Molecule: messenger RNA, 1755 nt
Organism: Oikopleura dioica
Lineage: Eukaryota; Metazoa; Chordata; Appendicularia; Copelata; Oikopleuridae
Source: the annotation of a GenBank genome assembly